AUGAUGUCUGAGAUAUCCGGAAUGGCUCAUCUCUAUGGAAUUCUUGAUAUUCUGACUUUGGAAAUAAUUGCGGAUCUUCUUAGUCUGAUAGUCUACCUGAUUUUCAAAAUUACUACCAGUGUUUUCGCAGAGUAUUUUUUCAUCCAGGAUGUUAUUCCAUUUGCCCAAAUUUAUUUCAAUAGUGUCUACUGGAGCAUUGUAUAUCGAGCUCAUGGAAUUGUCCUAUUGACUAUUCAUCGGUAUUUAGUAAUUGUGAAAACUUCAUCAAAACUGACUCAUUUUAUCCUAAAUGAAAAACCUUGGCUUAUUUGGUUCCGUUUCUGGAUUCCACCAACUAUUUUCAAUUUCAUUUUCUUUUUGGAUACUAAAAUCCGAUUUGGGAUGGGACAGAUUCUAAUAUUCGCUAUGGAUACUUUAAUUGUAGAUCGCUACGCAGAAGUAAUAAUUAUAUUUUUGAGUAUUUCUUGCUUGAUCUGUUUUGUUUCCUAUGUCCUCAUCAUCUGGUUCGUGAGAUCCAAAUCUAAUGCUAUGUCACAAUCAAUCAAACGGGAACUACUUCUUGCAUUACAAAUGAUUCUUCCAUGUUUUGGACUUUUUGUGUUACAGGUGUACAUGUCUUUUCUCCAUUGUUUUGCUACUAAUGACAAUGGCUUCAUGAUCCAAUGGAUCCGCGGAUUUUUUCCACUUGUAAAUGGCAUUAUUUCAUUUAUUGGACCAGUUACAAUCCUGCUAUUCAACAUGGAAUUGUCUUCGAAAAUUAAGAUAAUUUUGAUGAAUCGAAAGUCAAUCAGCCCGUCUAUAUCAUUAGCGCCACCUCGAUCAAUCAAAUCAAUUGCCACUAAUUAUUUGAAUGCUUCUAAAUUUUUGACUUGA
Molecule: messenger RNA, 873 nt
Organism: Caenorhabditis briggsae
Lineage: Eukaryota; Metazoa; Nematoda; Chromadorea; Rhabditida; Rhabditidae
Exons: 7
Coding region: 1-873 (290 amino acids)
Source: RefSeq, a predicted model, not a curated record